GCGGGCGGGCGGGCGGAGCCGAGCCGGCAGUGCUGCUGCGGGACUAUCGGGCCGGGCUGCGGGCCGCGCCAUGGACUCCUGUGUGCAGCCUGAGUUCCAGCCCUGUUGAGCUAGCUACUCCGAGAGCUUCCCACCAAGGAAGCCCCUGCAGGCGCUCACCAUGUCUAUUAUGGACCACAGCCCCACCACGGGCGUGGUCACAGUCAUUGUCAUCCUCAUUGCCAUCGCCGCCCUGGGAGCCUUGAUCCUGGGCUGCUGGUGCUACCUGCGUCUGCAGCGCAUCAGCCAGUUGGAGGACGAAGAGAGCAUUGUGGGAGAUGGCGACACCAAGGAGCCCUUCCUGCUGGUGCAGUACUCAGCCAAGGGGCCGUGCGUGGAGAGGAAGGCCAAGCUGAUGACCGCGAACGGCCCAGACGUGCAUGGCUGACGUGGACUGCGAGGCUCCAGGCCCUGUGGGCAGCCGGCGAGAGGCGCUGGGAGAGCAGAACCACAGACGCGCUGCUGUCUGGGACGAGGGGCUGACAUUGCUGGCAUGGCCUCGGCGGGCUUCAUCGCAUGCACGGACUCCGGUCCCAGCUGCCCAUUGCAGGCAGUGGGCAGGCCUGACCUUGAGGGGCUCGUGGCCUCCUGGCGCUUUUGUUACUUGAAUGCUUAGCUGAGCCUGUCUUUGACGGAGCCACUACUGUAACGCGUGAACUGCGCAACCUGUGAACUGUACAUAGGCCACAGAAGCACGUGCUUAAGCCUCUUUGCUCAUUUUUAAAACACCGCGUAGAGCCCGCGGGACUGCUGUGGUUAUGGCUGUACUCACGAGGGUCUUAGGCUCGUCAGGCCCGGGUCGCCCUGGGCAGGGCCGCUAGUGUGUGUGUGUGUGUGGAAAGGAAGUGAAAUGUCAGUUCGUGUGUCGCGGCUGACCAGCUGGGGUGCUCUGGUGAUUUCUGCUUGGUUAGCAGCGGGUAGGAGGACCGCACCCUCCCCUUUCUCCAGGUAGACGCGAGUUAAAAAGCCGAGCUUGGCAACGGCGGAGAUACUGCCAGGAAGCUGCUGUAUUAGCUUGGGAGCUGGUGAAGGACGAGUGAGGGCACGGGUCCUGAGGCUGCCGGGCAUCUUGGUAGCAGAGCAGCUUCCUCCCCUUUGGUCUUGAACACGCUAAGCAGCCCGGGCAGGCGCGGGCCUCGCUCAAGUUGCUCUGGACCUCACAGGAACGCCAGGGGCCGUGGUGGCUGCCUUUUCUCUGAAACCUCACUGGCCCGGGGGAGUGAGAAAAGGGUUUUGUUUUGUUUUGUGUCAAAAUUUUCUGCACUGGAGAGGAGGAGGAGGAGACGGAGACGCACUUGUUCCCUCUUGAUGACCACCCACCCCCUGCUGGGUACUGGAUUUCACUUGCUCUGCUUCAAGUCUCUGUAGACUUAGUCCCCUGACUGGGCUCUGAAGGCACUGGCCGCCUUUGGGAGGCCACGGCUACCGUGCAUGUGCACAGGUGAGGAGCCAGGCACUCAGCAGGUGGCACGCAUCUCAGGGUGUCCGUGUUCGCGAGCUCCCAUUCUAAACCUUCAUGAUGGGUAGUGAACGCGAGUGAGGUCAGCCCCGCUUCACCUCGGGGCGCAGGGCGUGCAGAGCUCCUACCUUCUAAGCCAGGCUGAAGGCAUCCCCACUCGAAAGCGUGUUGAACUAAUCCAUGUUCUGGAACCUCAAGCCGGGAGCUGUAGGAACACUUUUUAGCACCAUGCACCUAAACCAGGUCACAUUCAGUAACCGCUUGGGAUGGGGAAGAUAGCUAAUGGGGCCCUGUGUGCCACAAGUGGGCCACCAGAGCGCUUGGGAGCAGGAAAGGAAAUGCUAUGGUCCCUAACAGGAUGGCCCAGCCAAGGAAGAAGUGGUGAGGGACAGCACAGCGAGCAGCAGCUGGGUGGGCAUGGCACCCCGGGAUGGGGUGGGAGCUGCAAUCCGACCUAGGAGGAAGAACAGUGGUGCCCAGGGAAGGUGGGGGAAGGUCUGCUCUGGACUUCUGGGCUUUCUACCUCCACUCCCCCACAGCCAGCAGCUGUGUGUCCUUCAGCUCCAAGCACAGGAACCCAGGAGCUGCUGGCACCUGCAUCUGCAGCCCGAGCCUGGCUCUGGAACGGACUGUCCAUCUGCUGGUCUUUACCAUGCCGUGAAGUUUCCUUUAGAACUGAUUAGAUGUUGCCAGUUGCUAGGGACAUCGUGGGAGCCUGGGUCAGGC
Castor canadensis (American beaver) is the source of this 2224-nucleotide messenger RNA. RefSeq names its product stannin (gene Snn). Lineage: Eukaryota; Metazoa; Chordata; Mammalia; Rodentia; Castoridae. Gene Ontology annotation, cellular component: mitochondrial outer membrane. The record is from RefSeq and is a predicted model, not a curated record.